Molecule: messenger RNA, 3138 nt
Organism: Penaeus chinensis
Lineage: Eukaryota; Metazoa; Arthropoda; Malacostraca; Decapoda; Penaeidae
Product: serine/threonine-protein phosphatase PP1-beta catalytic subunit
Exons: 7
Coding region: 102-1088 (328 amino acids)
Cellular component (GO): cytoplasm; nucleus
Molecular function (GO): protein serine/threonine phosphatase activity
Source: RefSeq, a predicted model, not a curated record
GGAAUAUAGAAGUCGGGUAUUUAUUGUUACAUUCUUCAUAUUUUCUGCACCGCUUCAAGUCACGUACACGCAAACGUAGUAGUGUGGGAAAAUUUAGCAAGAUGGCCGACACCGAGCUCGACAUUGAUAAUUUAAUUUCUCGUUUAUUAGAAGUGCGAGGAUGCAGGCCGGGAAAAAGUGUACAGAUGACAGAGGCAGAAGUCCGUGGGCUCUGCCUCAAGUCCCGUGAGAUAUUUCUGCAGCAGCCCAUACUCCUUGAAUUAGAGGCGCCUCUCAAGAUCUGUGGAGACAUUCACGGCCAGUAUACAGACUUGCUACGUCUGUUUGAGUAUGGUGGCUUUCCCCCUGAGUCCAACUACCUCUUCCUUGGGGACUAUGUGGACCGUGGGAAGCAGUCGCUGGAGACCAUCUGCCUGCUUUUAGCCUACAAGAUCAAGUACCCCGAGAACUUCUUCCUCCUUAGGGGCAACCACGAAUGCGCCUCCAUCAACAGAAUCUACGGCUUCUUUGAUGAGUGUCGCAGGAGGUAUGGCACAAAGCUCUGGAAGACUUUUACAGACUGCUUCAACUGCCUACCCAUUGCUGCCAUCAUUGACGAGAAGAUCUUCUGCUGCCAUGGAGGGUUGAGUCCUGACCUACAGAGCAUGGAACAGAUCCGGCGGAUAAUGAGGCCCACUGAUGUUCCUGACACUGGUCUCCUCUGUGACUUGCUGUGGUCAGAUCCUGACAAAGAUGUUUCAGGCUGGGGUGAGAAUGACCGUGGUGUCUCCUUCACUUUCGGUGCAGAUGUCGUCAGUAAAUUCUUGAACCGUCAUGAUUUAGACUUAAUAUGCAGAGCACAUCAGGUUGUUGAAGAUGGUUAUGAAUUCUUUGCCAAGAGACAGUUAGUCACUCUGUUCUCAGCUCCAAAUUACUGCGGAGAGUUUGACAAUGCAGGAGGAAUGAUGUCUGUGGAUGAAACACUCCUCUGCUCCUUCCAGAUUUUGAAGCCGUCGGAGAAGAAAGCCAAGUACCAGUACAGCGGCCUCACCCAGAACCGUCCCAACCCCCCCAACCGCCAACAGCGACCUCAGCAGCAGAGAAAAUAAGCCAGGCAGGCAACAGCACUAUUCAAACAAAGGAAGAAGGAUUGGAGUGUGGGGUAACCCUCAAUGGUGGCAUUUUUAAGAGAGGCUUCGCACACAUCUACCAUCAUUUGGCUCUCCUGGAAUGUUAUUAUACAUAUAUUUUAAUUUCCUAUUUCUGCAUGAUGUCAAGUGGUGGUGAGGAUGAUGAAAACAACAAUAAGAUGUCAAUAAAAGUGAUUGUUUCCUUUAAGGAACCUUGCAGACAGGAAGCCAUUAGAUACUGUUGGUAGUUAAGGUGUGAGAAAUAAGGCGAGUGGAGUACACAGAGAGUGAAUGACAUCAUAGCAGGGUAGCAGGAGGGCGGGAAAUGAGGGCCUUGCUUGCUUUUUUGCGCAUCGAAGCCUCGCCUUGUGAAUUUUUUUUUUUUCUUGAUUUUCUUUUAAGCUUUGUAUUGAUGGUUUCUCUCCAUCAGAUUUUUGCCUUUUGGUGGUUUUUUUUUUUCUUUUUCUUCCACUCUGAACUUUUUUUUUUUUUUUUUUAAUCUGAUGAGGAACUUCAUUGGGCUUUCUUACUAUAUAAAAGCUUAAUGGAAGCAAACCUUCAUAUCCUGCCUUUCAGUCAUAUGCAGACACUCAAGCAAAUACGCAUAUAAGAAUUUAGCUGUGUCAUUGUUAAACAUUCUGAUGAAAUGUACAAUACAAUGUGUGCUGUCUUUUUAUAUGUCUGUGUUGCAAGAAAUUCAAUGUUUUUGCCAAAAACAUACUGUGGUUGGCAUAUAGAAAAUGUAUUUCUACUUUCUUUUAUAACUGAUAUCACAUUACCAUGGCCUAAAAAUAGGUAACUAGUCAUCGUCACCAGAAUGCCAGAAAAGGCUAAAAAGUUAUAAUUGAAAAAGAAACAAAGAAUUUGUCACUUAAGAGUUAUAUUUAAUCUAAGUCAAAAAACAAAAAAAUCCCAUAGCAUUUAACUUUAUUUAUUUAUAAUUUUUAUUUUUCCUUCCUGAAGACCAGGGAUAGAUUUUGAAAAAGAGAGGGAGAGAGAGAGAGAGAGAGAGAGAAAAAAAAAAAAAAAAAAAAAAACAGGGACUAUAUCUUAACCAUGAUCACAAAGUAUAUGGAAAUAUUCACUCCGGAUAGAAACACUGUCUUCCUCCUCUGUAAGUACCUUUAAUGGUAGAGCAGAAUGUUUACGGUCGCAAAGUGAGUAUUGGAGUACACGUCAGUCACACAGAAUCAUAGAGUGAAUUGACACAGAUAUGCUAGUCUGUUUAUGUAUUUUUUUUCCAUUAUUAUGAUUAAUGUUUUGUUAUGUUGUCUCAUCAUUUUGGGUUGCAAAUGUGAUGCAUUGCCUUAUUCUAGCAGUGAGAAAGAUUACAAUUGAUGAUGCACUGGGCUGUCUACAGAGAAGGAUAACAAUAUGAUGAUAGUAAUAGAAGCAUUCUUACUUCUCUUUUGGGUGGGGUAAGAAAAAGAGAGAAAAAUAGAUAACAAUGAUGUAUAUUGGGAAAAUCUCUUCAGUUGUUGCCAGAACUCCUGUUUUGUUUAUCCAUCAACUUUGCAAGAUGCAUUGACAGAGCACAUUACAGUCGUUUUACAAACAGUCAUGACGACAUCCAGCCAUGUCAUUGCAGAUGUUGAGGUAUCAAUUGUUGCAAUACAUUGGCAGUAUUUUUUCAUACGUGAAGUUUUGAACUUGUGGGAAAUUUAUUUUGAUACAGGUUAGAGGUAAUAAUGAUAAAAAACUUAAGGUCCAUUUUUUUUCAUGUUUAAGAAUAAAUUUUAUUAUACUUUUUCACCUAUUCUCUCUAGUAACUUGGUUGACUUCAGCUAAUAAUCUCCAGAAAAGCAUUUAAUGCAUGAAUGUAAUUGUGUUACAAUGUACUGUAGUAAAAUGUAAUUAGUUGUGAUGAAUUGUCAAUAUUUUUUUUUACAAUUGGCUUUUAAAUUUGGAAAACAUUCAUGUUGCUUUAUUGUUUUCUGUACACUUCAUUGUAAGUAAGUACAGCAUAUUUGGAAAAUCUUUAAAAGAAAGUAUUGACUUAUUGCACAAAAUAAAGUUUUAUUUGUUAGUA